Nymphaea colorata (pocket water lily) is the source of this 1080-nucleotide messenger RNA. RefSeq lists its product as uncharacterized. Lineage: Eukaryota; Viridiplantae; Streptophyta; Magnoliopsida; Nymphaeales; Nymphaeaceae. The record is from RefSeq and is a predicted model, not a curated record. The transcript has a single exon. The coding region runs from base 115 to 762 and encodes 215 amino acids.
CCCAUGCUCCUUCUCAUCUUCUGUUCUAUUAAAUGGCAGCCAUUUCCGCUCCCCAUUUCACCACAGCAGGUUCCAUCUCCAUCCUGAUUGAUUCCCCAGACUUAACCAAGCACCAUGUUUUCCCACCACCAAAAAGCCGAGAAAGCCAAUCCCCCUGCCCAUGAAGAAUCACACAGGGGAAUGGAACACGAGAUCAAGGAGCUGAUCCAUCACCUUACUGGCAGAUUAUCAGACCUCCAUAACCAUCACCCAUCCAAAUCCCACCACCCAUCGCAGCAGCAACACCACGGUGGCCACGGCGACGACCACGACCCCGCCGGCCUGAAAGUGAUUGCCCUCACCGGAAACAACAACGGCGCUUCCAUGAAGGCCGGCCGCGACGAAGUCGCCGACACGCGCGUCAGCUCCCCCGCUGAUGGUGAGGCCGUUGCUGCAUAUGCCAACAGCAACUUUCAGGCUGUGAACAACUCGGUGGUCGUGGGAGGGAGCUGCACUGCGAACGACCCUGGCAUCCAUUUGGAUAUCCCCAUCGAGACGUUGGAGCCAGAGUGGCAGCACGAGGAGUACAUGAAAAUGAAGAAAAAAGACAAGAAGCAGAAGAAAAAGGACAAGAAGGAGAAGAAGAAGAAGAAGAAGGAGAAGAAGUCUGAUGCUUCUUUCGAAGAUGGUGGAGAAAACAAGAAGAUGCAGGAGAAGAAGUCCAGCUCCUCUGAAUCUUCUUCUUCUUCUUCUUCUUCUUCUGAAGAUGAAGGAAAGCAUUGAAGGAGAUUCAUGGUUGUUCACAGUUGGUGCGUGUUGCGUAUGACGUGUAGACGCAUGAAGAGAGUGUGUGUGUGCGGUUAGUCGUCUAAGUAUUGGAAUCUGCAAGGUCAAUAAGUGGGAGGAAGAAUAAUGGUCAUUAAUAGCAUGUUGGAACAGAGAAUUAAUAACACGAUCAAGAAAGCAUUGCAAUUGCUUGCCACGGUUGAUGCCGUGAAGAAAAAGUGAAUUAGCCACAAAACGUAGCGUGUUUGGAUGCAAACACGGUCUCUUUGUUUAUACUUUAAGCGGAUUAAUGAUUCUUCAUUCUUGCUUUAACCA